Molecule: messenger RNA, 519 nt
Organism: Guillardia theta CCMP2712
Lineage: Eukaryota; Cryptophyceae; Pyrenomonadales; Geminigeraceae
Exons: 1
Coding region: 1-519 (172 amino acids)
Source: RefSeq, a predicted model, not a curated record
AUGCAAGAACAAUGGCCGAUGUAUGAAGGCUUGUGUAGCUUCCAUAGGAAUUAUCGCAUCUCACACGCGAUGUUGCGUGUGUUGUGGAAGGAACACUACGGGGAUGCCACCGCUUUCAGGGUUGAGGACGAGGGUGAUUUCUGGAUCAUCUUCCGACAGAUCAUUGAGGGCAGCCCAGGAAAUGUGCCGUAUAACACUAUUCUGAAUGCUUUCAAAGAGAAAACACUUUAUGGACUCAAGGUAAUCGAGACCGAGGAGAUGUUUCGUCUGGGGUGCAAGCUCGAUCCUCUUUUCUGUGUGGACAUGAACGGUGACCCCGGUGAUUACCUGCUGCCCUGCUACUGCAUCAUGCAAGACGAUAUCGCGGAGUGUAUCUGGGUGAGGCCAGACAUGCGGAGACAGGGGCUCGGUCGCCUGUUUGUACAGAAGCUCCGGAUCAGGGAGGCAUGGAACCCACUGCCCGAGAGCGUCGGGUUCUGGGAGAGCUGCGGUGUAGAGACUGUUGAGAGUCUUUCUUGA